AUGUAUUGCUUUUUUAGAACCUAAACUACAAAUAAAAGAAGUUUUCUUGAACUCUCUCCUAUGGUUUCCUAGUUGCAACAACAUGAAUUUCAAGCUAUACAGAAUGCUGAAAUCUAGAGAAAUUAAAUUACUUAAGGCAACUUCUAAGUAAUUCCAACUUAUUUGUAAACUUUCAUUAAUAACUUGGUAUCAACAUAAAAUAUCAUUAGAGACCAAUACUAAGCAGACAAUCAUUCUUCCAUCCUCAAUUCGAAUAUCAACCUAUUGUGAGCCACUCUUUAUUAAGAUCUCCAUAAAGUAAAAAAAAUACUCUAUUUCAGAUAGUUAAGAAGCAUUUGAAAUAGAUUACUUAAUGUUGUUAUACACAUUCUGUUGCGAAUCUUUGUAUCAGUCAAUGGGGAAAAUCUACAAUAUUAGGAAUGCAAUUAGUGAUGACAGAUUACCAAAUCCUAAUGAUGUAGACUUCGUUCUUGAUAAAUUAAAAGCAGCAUACGCUUUGAUCUAGUAUGUAAAAAUGAAUUCUAAUUCGCUACUACCGAACUUAUGUAGGGGAAGAACUUAGGAUUUUCAAGAAUUUAACCAAUAAUUUUUUAUUAGAUUUAGUACUUAUAUUAUUGUAAUGACAAACUUAUUCUAUUUUGAAAAAUUGAAGGAAACGAAUAAUUAUUAGAAUUUGGUUAAGCGAUAAAAUUUAUGCGGUACAAUGGUAAAUUUGUUAAUUUCAAUUGGGAAUCUCUACUAAGAUCGAUUAGGAAUGUACUUAUAUUACUUGUCAUUCUACUUUAAAUGCCUAGGAUACAAAUCUAUAAUUGAUAGGUAUAUUUACCAAAUAGAUUAAAAUGAUUUUAGAGAAAGAUGUAUUUUGAUAUUAAUUAAAUUCAAGCUUAUACUGUUAUGGCUUUAUCAAUCCUAGAAUUAAGUUCAGGGCUUAGGGAAAUUAGUUAAAUAAUAUUAGUGACAAGGGAUUUGAAUGAGGAUUAUAUGGAUAUAUUCUAAACAUAGGCUUAAAGAUGGGUUGAAUUUUCGGAUACUCAAAUUAGAGUUUAUUCAGGAAUUACAAAUAAUCAAUAAGCAAUCUAAACAAAUGAUUCGAUCUUACUAAACUCUGGCCAUUUUAAUUGUUUGGAUUGAUUAAUUAUGAGAUAUAUUAUAUCAUCCC
Molecule: messenger RNA, 1159 nt
Organism: Paramecium octaurelia
Lineage: Eukaryota; Ciliophora; Oligohymenophorea; Peniculida; Parameciidae
Source: the annotation of a GenBank genome assembly